Messenger RNA from Adelges cooleyi (spruce gall adelgid), 1497 nucleotides. RefSeq lists its product as uncharacterized. Lineage: Eukaryota; Metazoa; Arthropoda; Insecta; Hemiptera; Adelgidae. The transcript is spliced from 10 exons. The record is from RefSeq and is a predicted model, not a curated record. The coding region runs from base 67 to 1227 and encodes 386 amino acids. Gene Ontology annotation, molecular function: calcium ion binding.
AAAAUUUGUUUCUUUGACACGUAAGUGAACUCCAAUUUUCUAAAUACUAAACUAAAAUAAAACGGGAUGUAUUUCAAAAUUUCACUUUUAUUUUGCGCGUUAUACUUCUUUACAGUAGUACGGAGUAUUGGACUAAGUGAGGGACAAAUCACCUCAUGCGUUCAAUUGUUGGAGAAGUACAUUACAAAACAAACAAUAGCUGUGAUCAAUGAUAAAACUAUGCCGGAAUUAUUGAUUAAGUUGGCCUUAGAAGAAAAGGAAUCUGAUGAUUGGGAGGAAAACGGUUUGACUACUUUUGAAGUAAGACUUUUCGUGAGAAUGUUUACCAUACAAGACCAAAAGAUUGAACACGACGGGCUUCUUACCUAUGCCGAAUUGGAGAAUCUAAUUGACGAUGGUUUAAACCUAGAACGUGACGUUAAGGAGGAAAUAAAGAAAGAAUUAAAAAAUGGUGAUUCAAUUAACGCACAAAAGUUCUUGGCGGCCAUAUUGAAAUAUAAACCAGAAGGCAAAGGUUUAGACAAGACACAGAUACAAAGAUGCGGCAUUUUGUAUAAAUAUGAUUAUGGUUAUCUUCAUACUGAAAGGCUAAAAGACUUACUUCAAGCGUUACAUAUUGUUUCCAAUGACUAUAAUACGCUAUUAGAGUUCGAGCAUUUCCAAACUGCCGCUAAUGAGUUAAAAGAGCUCUUAGUCAUUUGGUCAGAAUAUAAUAAGGACGUCGAAGAAAAUUCGCCGUGUUUUACUAGUAAAGAAGUUCGGGAAUACAUUUCCGAAUUUUCUUUGUACGAUAGAAACAUGAAUGGUGUGCUCAAAUUUGAGGAAUUCAAACCAAUCGCCAACCUUUACUUCUCACCAUAUAAACCAAUAUCCAUUUUGAAGCUAUAUUCCGAUUUCUACUUCACGCCCGAAAGUCGGGAAUUUGAACCGGCCAAUAAACCUCACGACAAAGAAGCUGAUAGGAAAGACAAGUUGAAUAUUAAAUGUUCAAUGAGCGCUGCUAUGUACUUGAACAUGAAAUAUUAUUUACGUUUUGGACGAAAAAAAAGAAAUAAUUUUGAAGAAGUGGCAACGAAUGAAAAUGUGGCAAUACAAGAAACAUAUGACAGGGCAUGGCAAAAUAUUGCAACGGAAGAAACAAAUGAAAAUGUGUCAAUGGAAGACACAAAUGUCAGGCGCAAUCAUGGAAAUGGUCUUCGGUUAUUUAGGUGUUUUGGAAGUCGUUGAAGAAGUAUUGCGAAAUCACUGAAAUACUAAAGACAAAAAAAUUAUUAUUAAUUUUCAAUUUUAUUUAACGGUUUAUUACUGUUCCACUUAAAUUUUUUGUCAUAAAAUUGUUGCUUUUCUCGUAUUUUAAAUAAAGAAAACCAUAAAAAUGUAUUCAAUUGACUUAAGUAUAAUUUUGCCGAUUUCUUGUGAAAUUAAUUAAAUUUUAAAAAGCACGAGGGGAAACACAUUUUUAUAUCAAGUAUUCUUUUUUUUCUUUAACAUACCUAG